Molecule: messenger RNA, 585 nt
Organism: Carya illinoinensis
Lineage: Eukaryota; Viridiplantae; Streptophyta; Magnoliopsida; Fagales; Juglandaceae
Exons: 1
Coding region: 1-585 (194 amino acids)
Source: RefSeq, a predicted model, not a curated record
AUGGACUUGUUUAGACAGGUUCUAAUCAAAGGUUCUCUAUUUGAUUUGGGAUGGAGAGGUGACAAAUACACAUGGUCAAAUCGUCAUGAAGAUGCCUCCUUUACUAAAGAGAGGCUUGAUAGAGUAUUAGCUAAUCAACAAUGGAUGGAGGGUUUUGCUAAUUAUCAGGUGGAUAUUCUAACUGCUAUAUGUUCAGACCAUAAACUUGUUUUACUUUCUUGCUUGUAUGCACAUAGCGAGCAGAACUUUGCACCUCACAGUUUUAAGUAUGAAGCCAGUUGGAGUCGAGAAGAAGGAUGCAGCACUAUAGUGGCUACUGAAUGGCAGAAGCAGAUGGGGGGUGUGAACAAAUUAGCAAGUAUACAGACCAAGUUAGAAGCAUGCAGUAAGAAACUGAGGCAAUGGAGUAGACAUAUUGACCAGGACAGAUCAAAGGCAAUUAAGGAGAAAACAAGGCUCAUCAAUCAAUUGCAAAGAGAUGAGGGACCUAGCUACAUACAAAGUCAGAAACAAUUGCACAAGGAGUUAGAAUUUCUGUUGGAACAAGAAGACCUCAAAUGGAAACAAAGAGCUAAAAGGCACUGA